This is a messenger RNA of Morone saxatilis (striped sea-bass), 863 nucleotides long. RefSeq names its product transmembrane and death domain protein 1-like. Gene Ontology annotation, biological process: signal transduction. Gene Ontology annotation, molecular function: protein binding. Bases 7 to 831 code for a protein of 274 amino acids. The record is from RefSeq and is a predicted model, not a curated record. The transcript has 5 exons. NCBI's taxonomy places the organism in Eukaryota, Metazoa, Chordata, Actinopteri, Moronidae.
GCUGACAUGAAAGUCUGGAAAAUCUGUCCAUUUUUAAUCUUUCUACUUCUGAGAUCAACACUCGGAGAGGACACAGUGGCAGAAGACAUUGGUGUCCAUCAGCUGGAGCGUUUAGUGGAGUUGCUGACGUCUAAAGAGUGUGAGGACCUUCUGUUCGCCCUCUCUCACCCAGAGGAGAACAUCUUCCAGCAUCUUGAGCGCCUCUCACCAGGAAAAAAACAACUAAACCUCAAGCCUCGAGCCAAGAGAGACACCUCUUCUGCUGCGGAUAGUGAAGCUCAGUGCCGGACGGCCCUGACAGACUGGCUGCUGAGGUACGGCAAGCAGACCUACUACGACAGGCUUUCUCGCGCCUUGCAGCACAUCGGCAGAACAGAUAUUGCCAUUGAAGUGGGGAAGAACAUCAACCAGGACAAAGCCUUGAGCCUGAAACGCUUUGUUGAAGGCUAUCACAAAUAUGUCAACUCUUUAAACUUCCCACCAGUAAAAUCGGAAACAGAGGACCACCAGAAGGAAGAUCAGAGGGUCAGAAAAAGACGAGUACGGGAUCUGACAUGGCGUGACCUGGAUCUGAUUGUAGAGCGAGCUCCUGUCCCUCUGUACCAGAAGGGGCCCUUGGAUGUAGCUCUGCCACUUUUGUAUGGCAUCCUACUGGGCUUCGGAGGUACCUUGCUCGCAGGCAUCUCUAUACUUCUCAUCAUCAUCCGCAUCUCCCGUAGAAACCAGCACAGCCGUCACCCCAGGGUCACCAGCAGCUCCUGCAGUAAGCUCGUGGCUGGAGAUGUAAUGUUGGAAGAUGCAGCUUCUGCGAGGUCAGAGGCUGCACAAUAGGCAGCUCAGGGGAUGAAAUUGUUAAAUAAAAA